GGCCAAUCACAAGCGAGCAAUCGCUUGUUUAUCUCAUUCGCGGUCACUCAAAAUUACGGCCGUCGUCAGGCUGCCUCUAGUGACAAAUUGGCCAAUCACGGGUGAUGAUCUGUUUAUCUUACCUGCAGGCUCAGUCCAAACCAAUUUGGGUACAUAGUUUCCUCGUAAUAGUCGCAUUUCCCCAGUCGCGAGAGAAAUUUUCACACCUGUGAUUUGUCUAUAACCACUUUACAUAUAAAAUGGAUAUAUUCGCCUAAAGCAGCUACACACCAAGGUUGGCUGCAUGACGUGUAUGGAUUGGUGUCCCAAGACAGUGCGGUGGGCAACCAUUUGGAGGAAUCCUACUCUCUGUAAUAUAACUGGUUGUAAAUAUAUAGCCUUUGAUUACGAGUGAUGGUUCUUAUUCUUACUGGCAUGCGACACUUGUAUGAUCAUCCUGGUAACCCGCUAUUUGCUUUCUGUUUUUCAGGUUAUUACUGGACGUUUAGCAGUACAGUGUGUUGGAUAGUUAGUUUUCAUUUCAGAUUCUUACGCAAUUUUACCGUCUUGAUAAUCACCGUGAAAAAUAUGAACAAUCUGCAAUUUACUUGCCAUGUCUGCAAUGUGCGGUGUGAUACUGAAAGUGUUCUUAGAUUACAUGAACAAGGGAAAAAGCAUCGUUCAAAAUGCCUUAAUUUCCAAAAAAAUAACUCAUCCGGUCAUAUUAACCAACCAUUGAAAGUCUCACUACCGGUACUUAACACACCUGAAUCAACGUCAUCUAAAGAUCUAUCUUGGGAAAUGCGUAAACCUUCUCCUAGAAUAGUGACAAAUUCAACUUCUGUACCUCAAUCACUUGUAGACAUGCCUUCUGUUGAUUCCAACACAAAAUUAAAUGAAGAUAUAAAGCCGAAAUUUUUGAAUCCUGAUGGCAGUUUCUCUUGUAAUUCGUGUGAUGCAAGAAUGAAUUCUUGGGAGCAAUUAGCAGCUCAUCUUCGUGGACGUAAACACCAAAUUAAAUCAAAUAUCAACAUAAGAGACCUCAAACAUUUGGAAUCUAUAACCACACCACCAGAUGGCGGUGAUGCAAAAAGUAUUUUCUUUCGAUGUGAAGAUUGUGAAGCUAUAGUAUUCAGUUCAGCGAUGCGAGAACAUUUAGCCUCCGAAGAGCAUAAAUUGGAAACUGCCAAGAUCCAUCGAAGCUCAGUAUUAGCACAUCCCAGUAGUAAUGGUAAUAUUGAUCAUGUCCUUCCACUACGGGAAUAUGGUCGAUCGUGUAAAGAAGUUUUGCGUCCUGUAUGGCCUUCAGUGAAAUUUACUGAUGCAGAGGCUGCACUUUUAACGGAAGCAGCGAAAAAUGAUGAUGAUUGUAUUUUACCCUUGUUGUCACCUGAUGGUCGAUCACGUGUUGGUCUACAUUUAGCCGAUGGUCUGUUGACAGUUAAUCGAAAUUUUCCUGGGUCCUGUGUUUCUGUUAAUCCGUUGCAACCAAAUACUACUACUACUACUGAUAUUACAUGCGUGCUAUGGAUUGCACCCGAGAAACCAAUGACGUCACACCGUACUCAUUCUACGUUUACAUUUCAACCGGGUGGUGAGACAAGUUCAAAUGGGCGUCCAUUGAUUUUUGCAUAUCCACCUUUCGAUCCGUCAGUCCUAUCAGGAGUUGAUAUCGUGAGAACAGAUUCUGAUGGCUUUAAGACACAUUUGGCCUGGUUGCUUAUGCAACAGAAAUUUUUAUGUGCUAUUAUUAUCGAGGAUGUGAAAGCUAUAUAUAGAGAUGAAGAGUUUUGUCAAUUGCUCAAAUGCUAUCUAAAAGUCUAUUCUCAUCACAAUAAUCGUGGUCGAAUCAUUUGUUUCAGCGAAUCAAAAGUUGAACCUGGCGGUGUAUUUUCAUCUUUCACACAGUACAAAUCACAUGAAUGGUGAAGUAUGAAUGAGGAGUAUUAUUGUGACAGUUGAUGAGGAUCAGGCUGAGGAGGAGGAUGACGAUGAAACAUACCAAAAUUAAUCCCAGUGUUUAAUUAUUCAGAUCAUUUGUUUUAUUACCUAAUUAUAAUCACUUCUGAUUGGUGUUUCUGUACAGUUGUUUUUUUCAAUUUCUAUCAUAACUACUAACUAUCACUAUAUAUAUAUAUAUAUAUAUAUAUAUAUAUAUAUAUAUAUAUAUAUCACAACAGCAGCAACAACUACUGAGAUAUUGAUGUUUUGUUUCUCAAGUCUGCUUGCUUGCUUACUUAUUUUCUGGAACAAAUUAGAAAAAUCAUGCUUGUAUAAUUUUGAAAAAAAAACAAGAAAUCGCCUGAUUUGCUUUUGCUCUUCUCUCUUUCCCAUUCCUUCAUAUUUUAGUGUAAAUUGGCGCUGAAUUCUGAUAGAUCACUUCCUCCCCCUCCUCCUUCUUCCUAUUUUCGAGUUAAAUUAUUCCAUAUAUAUUUUUUGUUAUCUCACUCAGAUUUUAUUGAAAUUGAUUAAAUAUAAUAUAUAUAUAUUUAUUGAUUACCGUUAUUAUUAUUAUUAUCAUUAUUAUGACCU
Messenger RNA from Trichobilharzia regenti, 2511 nucleotides. NCBI's taxonomy places the organism in Eukaryota, Metazoa, Platyhelminthes, Trematoda, Strigeidida, Schistosomatidae. The record is from the annotation of a GenBank genome assembly.